Molecule: messenger RNA, 876 nt
Organism: Cuscuta europaea
Lineage: Eukaryota; Viridiplantae; Streptophyta; Magnoliopsida; Solanales; Convolvulaceae
Source: the annotation of a GenBank genome assembly
GGGGGGAGCCCGGAGGGGUGCUCUAGGGGAAAGCGUGAGCGCCGCUGCUUUGGCAGUCACCACAAUCGGAGAUCAGGAGCGGCCAUCCUCCAUCUUCUUUGGGUCUUUAGUUUUUCACCUCUCAGAAAGCCAUGGGAACUCAAAACUGAAGACAGAGUUCAACCAAAACAAUGUCAUCUCAGCGGGAUUCCCUGCUCACCUGCCACGGGAGGGGCCUAUUUCAGAUCUGCUGAACAGAGAGGAAAGCAAGACUCCUAGGGUACUGCGACCAAGCGAGUGCUCAACAUCAGCGACACUCAACAGCAGCGAUCUAAACGCUGCGCCAGUGAAAUCGACAAUCAACACCUGCGAUUCAGAGGCUACAAUAGAAAAAAUUGGUCCCUAUUUUGGUCCAAACGAGUUCGACGGAAUGCCAGUGAACAACCGGUCAAAGGUUUUCACUCUUCUGGUACAACAGUACAGCAGCCAACAAAUAAUCGAAUCCCAUAUGUUCAACAAUCCAGCAUUAGGCAGAGACCAUCCAAGAAGGUUGACAAGCAAUGGGGAAAUAGGUAUCAAUGUAUUCCAUUUACAGGGGCAUCGAAUGGUUUUGAACUUAUCAUUGAGAGCAAAUCAUUUUGUUUCUGUUGGUGAAAUUGCCCGGAUAGACCUGCAAAAAGGGCGUUUAGAAAAUAAUAUAGCUUGAGUCGUGUAAACGUUGUCCUCGAGAAAGUAUUUUCGACUAGUGAAAACGUUUCCCCAAGAUAAAACGAGCUCUUCAGCGUAGACCGGUAACAGAACAUCGAGAAUAGAAAAUUAUUAAUCCAGCAGAGUAAAAAUAAUGGGGAUCUUGUAGCUCAAAAAUUAUUCUACUCACACAUGUAAACACAUAUGUUU